This is a messenger RNA of Podarcis muralis (Common wall lizard), 1371 nucleotides long. RefSeq names its product MOB kinase activator 3B (gene MOB3B). The record is from RefSeq and is a predicted model, not a curated record. Lineage: Eukaryota; Metazoa; Chordata; Lepidosauria; Squamata; Lacertidae.
AAAGGGCCGGGGAAGAAGGCCUUUUCGCAACAGCUCUUCGCCCAUCGCCUCUGUGCAGCCACAAGGCGGGAAUCUCAAAAUGGAAGCCCCCUCCCUUCGUUUCCGGGUGCGAGAGGGGGGGAAAGGCCCAGAGCCCGAAGCCCAGGGAUUGGUGACCUGUUUGUCACCUCUCGGGCAAAGCUCAUUACAAAUGGAAGUGACACACGGUUAUUAUGUAAACUGGAGGCUGCAAGCGCCACGGCUGAGUCGAUCCCAGGCGCCCGUUUGCAUGUCAGAAAAGCAGUCCAGGAGGCCGGUUCAGCUCAACGGGUUUCCGACUAAAGCCUGGCAAAUGUGGAAGGACCAUGAAGUCUCCCGGGAGAACUUUCAGCAGGAAGAGCUAGUGGACCAAAAGACCUCCUGCCGCUGUUGAAACCCACUUUUACCUUGGAUAUACCAGGGUAUUCUAGUGCCUGAUUGUUUGCUAUAAGGAAACUUGAAGACUGUAAGACAUGUCCAUUGCACUCAAACAAGUUUUUAACAAGGACAAGACGUUCCGCCCCAAACGGAAAUUUGAACCCGGGACCCAGAGAUUUGAGCUCCACAAACGAGCGCAGGCCUCGCUGAACUCUGGGGUGGACCUGAAAGCAGCUGUGCAGCUGCCUGGUGGAGAAGAUCUAAAUGACUGGGUAGCAGUUCACGUGGUGGACUUUUUCAACAGGAUCAACUUGAUCUAUGGAACUAUCUGUGAGUUCUGCACGGAGAGGACCUGCCCUGUGAUGUCGGGGGGCCCAAAAUACGAAUAUCGGUGGCAGGACGAUCUGAAGUACAAGAAACCUACAGCGUUGCCAGCACCCCAGUAUAUGAAUCUUUUGAUGGACUGGAUUGAGGUGCAAAUCAACAACGAGGACAUAUUCCCUACUAGUGUAGGCGUGCCGUUCCCAAAGAACUUCCUUCAGAUCUGCAAGAAGAUCUUGUGCCGGCUCUUCCGGGUCUUUGUCCACGUCUACAUCCACCACUUUGACCGCAUUAUCAUCAUGGGGGCUGAGGCCCACGUCAACACCUGUUACAAGCACUUUUAUUAUUUCGUGACGGAGCUCGCCCUCAUAGACCGCAAGGAACUGGAGCCUUUGAAAGAGAUGACAGCCCGGAUGUGUCAUUGAAGAACCACUGUUGAAUGAACGAAAAACACAAUUUCCUGCUAACUAAAGAAGACCUAGAGGACACGCCAGCCCUCAGAGGGAAAACUUGCCUCCUUUCAUCCUUAAAAAGCAGGAACAGUCAGGGACAGGAGUUUAUUGCUUCCACAGACACCUUCCCACAGUUGCGUAUGCUCUUAACCCUAAAAAUGCUGCUCAGUACCUCCUUGGAAUGAUGUGGAUGACUUGGAAA